AAACUUAGAAGGGAAGGAAGAGUGAAAUACACACAAAUAAUUAGUAAAUCAGAUCUCUUUUUUUAAAGGCUUCGAGAGUUUACAGUGUCUCCAACAGGACUCCAAGGCACUCUACAACUGCUGACCCCGAUAACAAAACUUCCACCGGAGAGCCCAUAUCCACCAUCGCUUCUGCUGAAAAAGCUGGCUCAGACAUGGUCUUUAGGAGAUUUUUUGGUAUGAUGAUUGGCUGCCUCGGAUUAAGUGAUCAGCCUACACUGCCAUCUCCUUCUGAGGCUGCUGAAACACAGCCAUUAGAUCUAGCUGAAGUAAACAAAUCACCAAGAAUCAGGCUGAGUGAUGGAAGAUACUUGGCUUACAGAGAAGUGGGAGUCCCCAAGGAUAAGUCCAAUUUUAGAGUAAUUUGUGUUCAUGGCUUUGGCAGCUCCAAAGAAAUGAACUUUUUAGCACCCGAGGAACUAAUGGAUGAGUUGGGAAUAUAUUUCCUCUUAUUUGAUCGAGCUGGAUAUGGGGAGAGUGAUCCAAAUCCAAAACGCUCAGUAAAAAGUGAAGCAUCUGACAUUGAGGAACUAGCUGAUCAGCUAGAACUAGGACCCAAAUUCUACGUAAUGGGAGUUUCUUUGGGUUGUUAUCCUGUCUGGAGUUGCCUCAAACGUCUACCACAUAGGCUAGCAGGUUCUGCGCUCAUAGUCCCUAUGAUCAAUUACAAGUGGCGCACUCUUCCAAAAGAUCUGGUAAAGGAUGACUACCGGAAGAACCUUUGCCGAUGGAUUAUCUGGCUUUUACGCCAUACUCCUGGACUGCUACAUUGGUGGUUGACUCAAAAAGUUUUCCCCUCAUCCAACGUUCUUGAUAAAAACCCUGCAUUCUUUAGCUCGAAAGACCUAGAAUUCUUGAGUAACACUAAAGGAUACCAGUUUAUUUGCUCAGGUAAUUUUCUUUGUGCAAAUUGUUUAAAAGAGAAGGGAAGUUUGUUCUUACAACAAUAUCCUAAGCAAGGCACUAGUCUGUUGUAUCCUUUUGUAAAGCUGAUGAAAGAUUGACCAUCUCAUUUUACCUAUUUGUACAGAAUGGAUUUAAGGAUCGCCACACGUUUGAGUCCAUU
Messenger RNA from Coffea arabica (coffee), 1105 nucleotides. NCBI's taxonomy places the organism in Eukaryota, Viridiplantae, Streptophyta, Magnoliopsida, Gentianales, Rubiaceae. The record is from RefSeq and is a predicted model, not a curated record.